Messenger RNA from Talpa occidentalis (Iberian mole), 1661 nucleotides. RefSeq names its product solute carrier family 12 member 7-like. Gene Ontology annotation, biological process: chloride transmembrane transport; cell volume homeostasis; chloride ion homeostasis. Gene Ontology annotation, cellular component: membrane. NCBI's taxonomy places the organism in Eukaryota, Metazoa, Chordata, Mammalia, Eulipotyphla, Talpidae. The record is from RefSeq and is a predicted model, not a curated record. Gene Ontology annotation, molecular function: potassium:chloride symporter activity.
AUGCCCACCAGCUUCACCGUGGUGCCCGUGGAGGCGCAGGAGGACGGCGGCCAGGACGGGGCGGCCCGGCGCGCGGCGGCGUCGGAGCCCCCCGGGGCCCGCGAGCCCGGCCGCCCCCGCCCGGGAGAUGGGACCCCCCGAGAGAACAGCCCCUUCAUCAACGUGGAGGCCGAGGGCGAGAGUUUCUUCGAGGGGAAGAACAUGGCGCUGUUUGAGGAGGAGAUGGACAGCAACCCCAUGGUGUCUUCGCUGCUCAACAAGCUGGCCAACUACACCAACCUGAGUCAGGGCGUGGUGGAGCACGAGGAGGCCGAGGACAGCCGGCGGCGCGAGGCCAAGAGCCCGCGCAUGGGCACCUUCAUCGGCGUCUACCUGCCCUGCCUGCAGAACAUCCUGGGCGUGAUCCUCUUCCUGCGGCUCCCCUGGAUCGUGGGGGCGGCCGGCGUGCUGGAGUCGCUGCUCAUCGUGUCCCUGUGCUGCACCUGCACCAUGCUCACCGCCAUCUCCAUGAGCGCCAUCGCCACCAACGGCGUGGUCCCAGCCGGCGGCUCGUACUACAUGAUAUCCCGGUCUCUGGGGCCCGAAUUCGGGGGGGCCGUCGGCCUCUGCUUCUACUUGGGGACGACGUUUGCGGGGUCCAUGUACAUUUUGGGGACCAUCGAAAUUUUCUUGACCUACAUCUCCCCCAGCGCGGCCAUCUUCCAGGCCGAGUCCGUGGGGGGCGAGGCGGCCGCGCUGCUGCACAACAUGCGUGUGUACGGCAGCUGCACGCUGGCCCUCAUGGCCGCCGUGGUCUUCGUGGGCGUCAAGUACGUCAACAAGCUGGCCCUGGUCUUCCUGGCCUGCGUGGUGCUGUCCAUCCUCGCCAUCUAUGCCGGCGUCAUCAAGACGGCUUUUGACCCCCCGGACAUCCCGGUCUGUCUCCUGGGGAACCGGACGCUGGCCCGGCGCGGCUUUGAGGCCUGCGCCAAGGUCCACGCCACCGGCAACGGCUCGGUGCCCUCCACCCUCUGGGGCAUCUUCUGCAACGGCUCGACCCUCAGCGCCGCUUGCGACGGCUACUUUGCCCAGAACAACGUCUCGGAGAUCCAGGGCAUCCCCGGCGUGGCCAGCGGCGUCCUCCUGGACAACCUGUGGAGCACGUACGCCGAGAAGGGCGCCUUCGUGGAGCAGCCGGGCGUGGCCGCAGCACCGGUGCCCGAGGAGAACCGGGCGGCUGGGCUGCCCUACGUGCUAGCCGACAUCACCACCUACUUCACCAUGCUGGUGGGCAUCUACUUCCCCUCCGUGACCGGCAUCAUGGCAGGCUCGAACCGGUCUGGGGACCUGCGGGAUGCCCAGAAGUCCAUCCCCACGGGGACCAUCCUCGCCAUCGUGACCACGUCUUUCAUUUACCUCUCCUGCAUCGUGUUGUUCGGCGCCUGCAUCGAGGGCGUGGUCUUGCGGGACAAGGCUGCAGAGCCUGACGGGGGCGCCGCGCCUGCUGCAGGCCAUCGCCCCGCGACGGCAUUGUGCCCUCCCUGCAGCCACCUGCCCCCCCAGGUGUUUGGCCACGGCAAGGCCAACGGGGAGCCCACGUGGGCGCUGCUGCUCACGGCCCUCAUCUGCGAGAUCGGCAUCCUCAUCGCCUCCCUGGACAGCGUGGCCCCCAUCCUCUCCAU